UGAUAAGAUAAUUGUUUAUCAUACUUAGGUGUUAACUAAAAUAAUUGUUAUACUAUUCUCAUUGUAAGCGUAGGGCGAAAGUAGCGAAAGUACAGUGAGAUUUAUUCGUAUAAUGGGGGAAGUAGUCUAUGGAACCAGUCAUGCCAAGUCAGUCUUAGGCAUUUUAAAAUUUUUAGAAAUACUGACAUGUUUAUUGGCUGUGAUCUUGGUAGCAGUUAAAGGCUGGCCAAACGAUCUAAUAAACGCCUUUUAUGCAGGGACAAUUAUUGGCAUAAUAUUAUCGCUUCUGAUACUCGUUUUGAGCUUAACUGAGGCUGGACAUUCCUUAAAUGGUCUACUUAGAUACCAGUUUGUAUCUCAUCUGCUUAUGUUCGUUUACCUCCUCAUCGUAUCGUCAAUUUUGAUAGCCAGAUAUUACAGCAGUUACCACAGAGCAGGAGCGAUAUUUGGUCUAAUAGCUGCUUUCGUAUAUCUGUUGGAUAGCGGAGCGAGUUAUAAAUCGUACAAUAUCUGAAGCUCGAUUGGUUUGGAAUACCAGAAAAUAUUAUUAAUUUAUCGUCUUUAGCUAUUUAUUUCUGAACUAUAACAAUUGUAAUUUGACUUUAAAGAAGAUUAAAGUUGCAUUAUGACUACCUGAAAAGGUACUAAUUUAA
This is a messenger RNA of Dendroctonus ponderosae (mountain pine beetle), 653 nucleotides long. RefSeq lists its product as uncharacterized. Gene Ontology annotation, cellular component: membrane. The transcript has 4 exons. NCBI's taxonomy places the organism in Eukaryota, Metazoa, Arthropoda, Insecta, Coleoptera, Curculionidae. Bases 113 to 514 code for a protein of 133 amino acids. The record is from RefSeq and is a predicted model, not a curated record.